Acanthochromis polyacanthus (spiny chromis) is the source of this 1605-nucleotide messenger RNA. RefSeq names its product neuromedin-U receptor 1-like. The record is from RefSeq and is a predicted model, not a curated record. Gene Ontology annotation, cellular component: plasma membrane. Gene Ontology annotation, biological process: G protein-coupled receptor signaling pathway. Gene Ontology annotation, molecular function: neuromedin U receptor activity. NCBI's taxonomy places the organism in Eukaryota, Metazoa, Chordata, Actinopteri, Pomacentridae. The transcript has 4 exons. Bases 196 to 1413 code for a protein of 405 amino acids.
UACGGGAAGUCGAGGCAGCAGUGACGCACUGGAGCACCAAAGCGGUUAAGAUAAAGUGUCAGAAGAAAGUCCAGGAUGCAGAGAAAUGCCACGAUUGCACAUCAUCUCUCAUUUCUUCAAAGUGUGGUCAGCCUGUAAAUAAGAGGAAGAAUACAAACUACAGGUUUAUAAGGAUCCUUCCUGCCAAUCACCAGGAUGUUGGCGCUCAACUGCUCUCGUGCAGCUCUUUCCUCAAAAGAUGAUGCAGUUUUCAGUGACGUUGGCUGCCCUGAGGCUGCUGUGCUGUGUGGGAUGAACAUCUCUUGGGUUGUGGCUAAUGCUACUGAAAAACAACUGGACGAAAUGUGCUUGAGUGUGACGGACUACCUGACUGUAUACCUGGGGACGCCCAGGUCUCCUGUGUUUCUUCCCGUCUGCAUCACCUACCUCACCAUCUUCAUGGUGGGUGUCCUGGGCAAUUCCCUCACCUGUGCGGUUAUUCUGCGCUACAGGGUGAUGCAGACGCCCACCAACUACUACCUGCUGAGCCUGGCCGUGUCUGACCUGCUGGUGCUGCUGCUGGGCAUGCCGCUGGAGCUCUAUGACAUGUGGCAGAACUAUCCCUUCCUGUUCGGGGAAGGUGGCUGCUACUUUAAAACCUUCCUGUUUGAGACUGUCUGUUUCGCCUCCAUCCUCAACGUCACGGCGCUCAGCGUGGAGCGUUACGUAGCUGUGGUGCAUCCACUCAAAGUCAAACACAUGACCACGCGUGCUCACGUCAAGAGGGUCAUCCUCACGCUGUGGGGUCUGUCCAUGCUGUGUGCCGCACCGAACACUAGUCUGCAUGGGGUGGUGGUUCUGCCCCCAAUUUUUGGCCGACAGUUUCCCCAAUCUGCUAUCUGUGAUAUGGUCAAGCCUACCUGGAUAUACAACCUGAUCAUUCUGAUCUCCACGGUGGUCUUCUUCCUGCUACCCAUGCUGAUCAUUAGCAUCCUCUACCUGCUCAUCGGCUUGCGUCUGCACAGGGAGAGGGUAAUGAUGGCGGCGGAUAAUAAUAGUAGCUUUGGAUCUGAAUGUGUCUCCAUUUCCCAUCAGCGGAGGCUGAGCAAACGCAACCUGCAAGUCACCAAAAUGCUGUGUGUGUUGGUGGUGGUAUUCGGUUUCUGCUGGGCUCCCUUCCACUUGGACCGCUUGGCGUGGAGCUACAUGGAUAAGUCGUCCGAGGAGCACAACAGGAUCUACGCACAUGUCCACAUCAUCUCAGGGGUCUGUUUCUACCUGAGCUCUGCCAUCAACCCUAUCCUCUACAACCUCAUGUCCACCAGGUUCAGGGAAAUGUUCAGUCAUAUUACGUGUUAUUCCAGCAACUGGUCGUCCCGCUCCAGCUCUCAGGUGACCCAACGCAGCACCUUGACCUUGAAGAUACAGACUUAGAAAUGGACUUUCAACCUUUCGACAAAGGAAUUCAGAGACAAAUGAAAGGAAAAACUUAAUAAUUGUACAAAGGUUCGGGUAGGGAUGUUAACGUUAUAUGCUGUGGCGUGGCUUUAUGUUUUGUGUGCAUUAUGUACAAGCUUGUUGAAACAAUCACUCGAUGGGACAAUAAAGACUAUGUAAAAUUGGAAA